Brienomyrus brachyistius is the source of this 2368-nucleotide messenger RNA. RefSeq names its product ankyrin repeat domain-containing protein 34C. NCBI's taxonomy places the organism in Eukaryota, Metazoa, Chordata, Actinopteri, Osteoglossiformes, Mormyridae. Gene Ontology annotation, molecular function: protein binding. The transcript is spliced from 2 exons. The record is from RefSeq and is a predicted model, not a curated record. The coding region runs from base 337 to 1635 and encodes 432 amino acids.
UCUGGAUACAGAAGCGUGCCAGGGGAGCCAGGCGGUGAAGGAUCCAGACUGCCGAUCGCAGUCAUUCACUUCGUAUUGAGACUGCAGGCUUUCUCAGAAAACUGUUGGAAGUGAACAAAACCUUCCACUUGGUGACUUCUGCUGUAGGCAUCAGAGGAGGCUUUGGGGCUUCACGGACCCCAAGCUACAGCUGGGUGAAGGACCUGAUGAGACUGCCAAGGACUUGAUGCCCUAGAGGUGACCUUUUUGCAGUUCAGCCCAAUUCAUCCUUGACGCUGCAUGUAAGAAUCCAAGAAGACAGCCCGAUAUAACUGACGUCAGCAAGAACCUCAAAGAAUGGGAGAUCCCCGGGACUACUUGGGGGAUGACAGCCCGCUGAUCACGGCCGCGUACCUGGGGAAGCUGCGGCUGGUGCGGAUGUUGGUAGACGGGGGGGCCCAGGUGAACGAGCGCAACCAGAGAGGCGAGACACCCCUGCUGGCAGCCUGUAAGGCCAUGCUAAAGGGGGAACAAGCUGGCAGCCUCAGUCUGCGGCUCCUGCAGUAUCUGCUGGAUAACCAUGCCGACCCCAACAGCCAGGACAAGGCCGGGCGCACGGCCCUCAUGUACGCAUGCAUGGGACGGGCAGGACCUGAGGUGGCCACAGCGUUAGUUCAGGCAGGGGCCGACCCCAGCAUGGAGGAUUACACAGGGGCCUCGUCGCUGGUCUACGCCAUCAAUGCCCGAGACCAGGCCACGCUCCAGGUUCUGCUGGAUGCCUGUCGGGAGGGCGGGCGUGACAUCAUCAUCAUCGCCACAGAGCUGAGUGCCGGGGGACGCCCCAUCACCCGCCGCUACCUGAACGUGUUGCCCUCGCCGGACACCUCGCCAGUGUCCUGCAUGUCCCCGUCCGAGAUCGAGCUCAAGACCGGCUCGCCAGGUUCGGAAGCUGAGGGCGGAGGGACGAUUUUUGACUUCAGAGCCACGGGGACUGGGGAGGAUGACGCCCGCCGGCUACGCUCGGAGCCCUGUCUCGCCAUCCACAACCUGGCACACCUGCGUAGCUCCUACACAGAAGGCAUCCGGCGGCAGGCCACGCAGGAAGUGUCAGACAGAGAGGACGAGAAAGAAGCCAAGCACUUCCUGUCACCUGAGCUGCCUACUUAUGCAGGAGGCCGGAGGUGGUCCCUCCACACCCUGGGUGGCCAAGCUUGGGAGCAUUGUGAGGCUGCUAAAGGCAGGCCGAGCCUGACAAGGCCAGCACACAGGGGACCUCCAGAGACACUCUCCCUCCCCAGCAAUGCCCCAUUCCUAGGCAGGAGGAACACACUGCCAGCCCUGCAGGACCAGCAUCUGCUCCAGCUGCCCUCCUUGACCAUUCCCCGUCGCACCUCUGACUCCCAGCUACGAGCUCCUUCGCCAGGCUCCCCAGGGCCCCCUGACCCAGGCGUGACGUGGAAGUUUCCAGAGGCUCCAGCACUCAAGUCUCCAGCGAGGAUUGGCUUCCUGCCUCCAAUCCCUGCCAGCGCCACUCAACCCCUGGCAGCCCCCGGUCCCCCACAGGCGACUCCCCAAGGGGGCCAGCGAGGCAGAAGGCCACGGCGCCACUCCAUACAGCUGGAGCGAGAUGAUUCACAAGACAUCCUCACACUCUGAGGGUCUGAAAGGAACUUCGGAGAUUGAAGUCCUCGCAAGUGAGGCUGAGAGGGAUAUCCUAUAUGAGACGCAGAAAUAAAGUCAACAUCGAUUUAGGCAGAUGGGGGGAACCUAAUAACAACAAAGAAUAGCAAUGAGGGUGUCUUGAUUGGAACCACUUUUGGAAAAAUAAGCUAAAAUCUAUUAAAAUCUUUAUUUUGAGAUGAAACAGAUGAUGUCAUCCCGAAGUUAGCGAAUGCCCCCGAUGGCCAGCUGGAUGGCAGCACCUGCAGUCAAUGGCUCAUUGUACCUAAAGUAUCAGUUCAUGGCUGUUUUACUUGCAUAGAAAUGUUCUGAGGGCAGACGGAAAAAUGAUUGGUUCAGAGAGAUAACCAAUCAGAUUGUAGAGGAAGUGGGGCCAAGACAUCUGAUUGUUUGAUCCUACUUCCUCUGGUUGCUUGGACCCACCUCCUCUAUCUCAUUGGUUCAGAGAGAGAACCAAUCAUUUUUUUUUGUAAGUAAAACUCCCACAAGCAAAGUAUCAGGAGGCAGGGAUCCAGUCACGUCGUCUCACAGUAUUAGUUUGGUUCCUUAUGCUAGUUAAUGUAAACAAUGUUUACACACAACCAUUUUAAAGCAGCAGAGUAGUGAACCAUGUAGGGUGAGAAAACUUGUAUCAGAGGUGGAUUUAUUCCCACGAAAAGCCACAUGGAGAGUGGUUUCAUAAGCGCUGAAAACAAAACAGAGUUGUAUG